Teleopsis dalmanni is the source of this 543-nucleotide messenger RNA. RefSeq names its product THO complex subunit 4-A-like. Gene Ontology annotation, biological process: mRNA export from nucleus. Gene Ontology annotation, molecular function: mRNA binding. Bases 1 to 543 code for a protein of 180 amino acids. Lineage: Eukaryota; Metazoa; Arthropoda; Insecta; Diptera; Diopsidae. The transcript is spliced from 2 exons. The record is from RefSeq and is a predicted model, not a curated record. Gene Ontology annotation, cellular component: nucleus.
AUGGCACAUCAUAUUGAAAUGAGUUUGGAUGACAUCAUUAAAGCUAACCGAGCUAAACUAAUUGUAUCUAAUCUUGAUUUUGGAGUUUCGGAUAAGGAUAUGCAUGACCUAUUUUCGGAAUGUGGAAUAUUAAAGAAAGCAGCAGUGCAUUAUGAUCGCUCUGGACGCUCCUUAGCUACAGCUGAUGUAAUUUUCGAAAGAGUCACCGAUGCCUACAAAGCAAUUAAACAAUACAAUGGAGUAACUUUAGAUGGACGACCUAUGAAUAUACAAUUAGUGACUUCAGACUUAUCGGUAUUCAAAAACGGAUUGCAAGAACGUCUUGGCAAUAGAAUAGCUGCUGUAAAAAAGCGACAAGCGCCUUCUCCAAAACAAACGAAAGAAGGACCUACUACAUCUCAAAAGAAGACAUCAUUUAAAAAUAACCAUGGUGGAAAAGGUGUUGCUAAAGGAAAAAAACGUGAAAGUCCGACAGCUGAAGAACUAGAUGCACAAUUAGAUGCUUACAUCAAAGAAAGAAAAGAUAAAGUCGAAACUGCUUGA